Molecule: messenger RNA, 2679 nt
Organism: Pelmatolapia mariae (spotted tilapia)
Lineage: Eukaryota; Metazoa; Chordata; Actinopteri; Cichliformes; Cichlidae
Product: replication protein A 70 kDa DNA-binding subunit-like
Exons: 17
Coding region: 91-2013 (640 amino acids)
Biological process (GO): double-strand break repair via homologous recombination; nucleotide-excision repair; DNA replication
Cellular component (GO): DNA replication factor A complex; nucleus
Molecular function (GO): single-stranded telomeric DNA binding; damaged DNA binding
Source: RefSeq, a predicted model, not a curated record
UCGCGAUAAGUGUCAUGGCUUUUUUUGGGGGAGCUACGUACCAGAAAAGCUAAACUCCUCAAGCUUUGAGAUAAGCUUCACACGAGAGACAUGAACGUACCUCUUACAAAAGGGGCGGUUGAAGCCCUCUGCAAAGGCUUAGAUGUGGACAAGCCCGUGCUGCAGCUGCUGAACAUCCGUCAGAUCAGUAAUGCCUCAAGCCCACCCAGGUUCCGACUUAUGAUGAGUGAUGGCCAGCACUCUCUGACUUCUUGCCUGCUUGCUACCCAGUUAAACUAUUUAUCUGAAGAGAACCUCCUGGUACCAAACUGCGUGUGUUUGUUGAAAAAGACCAUCAACAACACUUUGGCUGAUGGCAGGCGUGUGGUUGUUGUUAUGGACAUGGAUAUAUUAAAGUCAGCAGAGGAAACUGGGGGGAAGAUUGGAAAUCCCACUCCUUAUAAUACAGAUGGUAAGACUUCAUCUCCACAGAAGGUGUCAUCAAGUACCUAUGUUCCAGAGUCCCCUCCGUCUGCUGCCGUGCCUGGACCCUCCUAUAGGAACUACAGUUCUCCCGGAGGCAGAGGAGGAAGUUUUAUGGGAAAAACACCCAUGAAAGCUUCUCCCAUGAAGGCCUCAACUAUAAAAGCAUCGCCCAGUAAGGGCUUAACCAUGAAGGUUUCACCCAUGAAAGCUUCGCCCAUGAAGGCCAACAGCGCUUCUCCAGCUUCUUCAGCAAAAGUGAAUCCUAUUGCAAGCCUCAACCCCUACCAAAGCAAGUGGACUAUCAGAGCCAGAGUCACCAACAAGUCAAACAUUCGCACGUGGAGUAACUCCAGAGGAGAGGGCAAGCUCUUCUCCUUUGAGAUAGUGGAUGAGAGUGGUGAAAUCAGGAUCACUGCUUUCAACAAGGAAGUGGACAAGUUUUUCUCUCUAGUGGAGCAAGGCAAGGUGUACUACAUCUCCAAGGCUACGCUCAAGCCGGCCAACAAACAGUACACCACGCUGAAGAACGACUACGAGAUGACCCUCCACGCUCACUCAUCCAUCGUGCCAUGUGAUGACAAUCAGAGCAUCCCCACAGUACACUGUGACUUUGUGCCCAUUGCAGAGCUGGAAAAUCGAGACAAAGAUGCUAUCAUUGAUGUGAUUGGAAUAUGUAAGAGUGCUGAGGAUGUAUCCCGUAUCACCACUAAGAACAGCAGAGAAGUCUCCAAGAGGGCUCUCAGCAUAAUCGACGAAACAGGCAAAGUCGUGACAGUCACACUGUGGGGCGAUGAGGCAGAAAAUUUUGAUGGCUCUACACAGCCAGUGGUUGCCAUCAAAGGAGCUCGAUUGUCUGAUUUUGGGGGAAGAUCUCUCUCUGCAUUGUUCAGUUCAACAGUCAUGGUCAACCCAGAUAUACCACAGGCCUUUAGACUGAGAGCCUGGUAUGACCGGGAAGGCUUUGCAAUCAACAGCCAGUCGCUGACAGAGACCAGGUCAGCAGGCACAGGAUUAAACAUGAACUGGAAAACACUGAGCGCCAUUAAGAAUGAAGACAUGGGCCAUGGAGAGAAGGCACAGUAUUUCAGCUGCGUGGCGACAGUGCUGUACAUUCGUAAGGAGAAUUGUCUGUACCAAGCCUGUCCAUCUGCAGACUGCAACAAGAAGGUCAUCGAUCAGCAGAACGGGCUGUACCGCUGCGAAAAGUGUAACAAAGAGUUCCCCAACUUCAAAUACAGACUCUUACUUUCUGCCAACUUAGCUGACUUCGGGGAUAACCAGUGGGUGACGUGCUUCCAGGAGACAGCUGAGGCCCUGUUGGGUCACAGCGCAGAAACUCUCGGACAUCUCAGAGACACAGAUGAAGCUGCCUUCGAUGAAGUCUUCCAGAAAGCCAACUUCACAACUCACAUCUUUAAAAACAGAGUCAAGCUAGAGACCUACAACGAUGAGAGUCGAGUAAAGGUAACUGUAAUGGAAGUCCAGCCGGUCGACCACAGAGAAUACAGCCGGAGACUCCUGCAAAACAUCUACAAAUUGGCUAGAUGAAUUUAGUCCCACCUAUUCAAAUGUCUGUCUGAUCAUUAAACGCAUCUUUCGCCAUUCUGCGACCAGUGUCCGACUUUUUCCCACCUGUGAGAUAACAGCAUAUCAGGCUGAGACAGGAGAGGGGGCGGCCAGUGAUUCAUCUAAAUGGCAGCCAAACAAAAGACUGAUAUUUAGCGGAUGACUUCCUUCACAGAGCGGAGGGAAAAAAGGAAAAAAGAUCUGAUGGAAGUGACUUCCAGCUUUAUUUUAAUGGCAAUUUAACUUUGUGUUUUCAGUUUAAAGAAUUUUUAGCGUGUCCUGCUUACAUUUUCACGUCUUACGCAUCAUGUAAAUACUAUGAUCGUAGUGUUUUCUUUUUUCUUCAUCACCGUGACUUAUUUCUUCAGUUUUGUACUGGUGAUGCUCAGUGUUAGUUGAGUAAGACGUAGAUGAGUCACAUUUAUUUAAUCUUUGUUUUUUUUUUUUGUUUUUUUCUUCAAACAGUCUUGGAAAAAAUGUGUGGGGGAUGCACGUGUUUAAGCUGCAUUCACAGCGUGCGCCUUGUUCUUAAAAGAUACCUUGGGUGUGUGUGUGUGUGUGUGUGUGCGCACGUUUGUGUUUGGUUUCCUUUUGUGCUUCCAAGAAAUGUCAGACAAGAAAAAAACAGGCAUUAAAAGGACAUUAAAA